CUCAAACUAGUUAUUAAGGCACUUAAAGUUAUACGAUCUUGGCUUUAACUAGCUUUUAAUUACUGAAAACAGGCACAAGUGAUUCUACUGGAAACUUCUUUAAAAUGUCGAACAUAUUCGGUUUGGUGGUGCUGCUCAGUGUGAUGGGUCUUGUGCAGUCUAUUUCCGUGAAGACUCCACAGAAAUCCUUGAACGUGACAGUGGGAGGAAGCGGGUUGCUCCAGUGCUCCUUCACGACAAGCUCACCCACCAACAAACUCAGCAUCGAGUGGACUUUUGUUUCCAAGUCUGCAGGGACUGCCCACGCGGUGUAUUAUUACCAGGCGGAAGCCGAGGUCAUUUCCAAGCCGUAUUUGAGCCGCCUUACACCUCCUGCUUACCCUAACACCACCAUGAACGCCUCGAUAACAAUCAGCAACAUGCAGGUGGCAGACAGCGGGGUGUACAGCUGUGACGUCCACAACCUUCCGGACAUCGAGGGGAACAGUGAGGCGAGUGUUGCUGUGACCGUUUUAGAGAGGCCCACAAAGCCCUUCUGUGCUGUCCAUGGAGAUGUGGAGUCUGGUCACCUGGUCACUCUAACGUGUCACAGCGAGAAAGGAAGCCCCGCCCCCAUCUACGCCUGGACCAGACUGGGCCAGGACCAGACCAGGAGAGCUGCCCUGGGAAGCGCCAGCAUCCAAACUGGAGUGAUGUACAUCCGUAACCUGUCUCAGUUUGAGUUUGGAGAAUACCAGUGCAACGCCAGUAACGCUUUGGGCUUUGCCACCUGUAAACUAGAACUGGUACAUGAGGUAGGGGAAGGGGCCAUCAUUGGGGCGGUUAUCGGGGCCCUGCUGGGCUGUGUUCUCAUCGCGCUGCUCGUUUGGUUCGUCACCCACAACAUGAAGAAGAACAAGUACAGGGCGGCCAAGACGACUGAAGCUAACGAGAUGAAAGCCUCGCGAGCUGAGCCCACCAGGGGGAGCCCCCAUCAGACGUCCGUAACCUCGAGAGGGGUCACCAUGGAAACUCCGACCCCACGGGAAGAGAAUGUGGAGGCUUGAGAGAGCCGAGCACGCUGACGUUGCGGCGACGUCACUGCUCUGAGCAACAAACACCAUGAAGCGUCCUCGUCCGUUUGUCUGUUUGUGAGGGUUUGUGACAAAGCAUGUAAAACAUAGACACCAUAGUUUAUACACUAUAGGUACGUAUAAGCUAGUUAGCUUUUUACAUUUUCUUCGUGUUUUGAUAUGUUUAAAAAAAGCUAUUCUGAUCACUCUUUUUUUUUUAAGAAAAACAUUUUUGAACUUUAAAAAUCUUAAAAAAUCUUUGAACUCUGUGUCUUGAAUACCAAUCCUAAAAUGUAAGAGAACACUAAACUGUGAUUUAAUCCAAAUUACUUCCAUGUUCAUUUUUCGUCAUUCAGACCACAAUUACCCAGGCUUUUAAA
This is a messenger RNA of Osmerus eperlanus (European smelt), 1432 nucleotides long. Its product is annotated as V-set and immunoglobulin domain-containing protein 1-like. The coding region runs from base 105 to 1046 and encodes 313 amino acids. Lineage: Eukaryota; Metazoa; Chordata; Actinopteri; Osmeriformes; Osmeridae. The transcript is spliced from 7 exons. Gene Ontology annotation, biological process: epithelial cell morphogenesis; maintenance of gastrointestinal epithelium. The record is from RefSeq and is a predicted model, not a curated record. Gene Ontology annotation, cellular component: plasma membrane.